This is a messenger RNA of Phyllostomus discolor (pale spear-nosed bat), 4296 nucleotides long. RefSeq names its product G protein subunit gamma 12 (gene GNG12). Gene Ontology annotation, biological process: G protein-coupled receptor signaling pathway. The transcript is spliced from 4 exons. Gene Ontology annotation, molecular function: G-protein beta-subunit binding. NCBI's taxonomy places the organism in Eukaryota, Metazoa, Chordata, Mammalia, Chiroptera, Phyllostomidae. Gene Ontology annotation, cellular component: heterotrimeric G-protein complex. The record is from RefSeq and is a predicted model, not a curated record. The coding region runs from base 220 to 438 and encodes 72 amino acids.
GGGAGGAGGAGGUGGUGGUGGUGGAGGAGGAGAGGUCGGAGCCGUCUCCUGGAACCCUUAGAGACAGAGUGCCCGGCGGUAGCGGCGGGGCAGCGCAUCGGCAGACGAGUGAGCCCCCGGCGGCGGACUCAGGUGAUUCAUUUCCCCCCCUGGAAACCUGAAAACAGUCGGCCAUACAAAAAAAGUCUUACUGAUUUCAGGUAAAAACAGUAAUCGAAGAUGUCAAGCAAAACAGCCAGCACCAACAACAUCACCCAGGCGAGGAGGACUGUGCAGCAAUUAAGACUAGAAGCCUCCAUUGAAAGAAUAAAGGUUUCAAAGGCUUCAGCAGACCUCAUGUCCUACUGUGAGGAGCACGCCAGGAAUGACCCUCUGCUGGUAGGGAUACCAACCUCAGAAAACCCUUUUAAGGAUAAGAAAACUUGCAUCAUCUUAUAGAGGAAAAGCGAAACGGUCCCACACCUCUUCUCAACAAAUCAAAUGAUGAGCAGCUCCUUGAAGAAAAUUACCUUCAGCUUAUUUGGUAACCACUGCUAAUAACUAAAAUGCUCUUAAUGUGGAAUAAUAGAUUCUGAAGUCUUUAUUUUCCAAGUUGUCCUUUCUCUGAAAUAUGCUUUACUGAUCUAACAUAAAAUAACAAUCUUGUUUUCCAUUUAGUAACUAUGGUGUACUGUUGGGUUACUGCUUAAUGAAAGUCCAUUGGGCCUUUUAUAAAACACAAUUACAUACUUUCAAGUAUAUGAACGAUCCAGUUAUGUCAAGGCCUAAAUUGCCUGAGCCCCUGUUUAGAAUAAAAUGCCAAGAAUAACUUAAGUCUUUAAACCUUUAUGUCAUAAUUGUUCUUAAUAGGGUUGUGCCAACUUGUACAGUGUACACGGGUGAGGAGUGUUUGUGUGUGCGUGUGUGUAUAUAUAUACAUAUCUUUGUAUAUACACAUAUCAAAGCUUAUUUGCUUAUUAUAGUUCUGUCUUCAUACCAUCAGUUCCUCAGCUUCAGGAGUUAUCUUAAGCUAUGUAUAGGUAGAAUAAGAACUUCUUUUCAUAUAGUUAUUGUACAAAAAAUAAAGAGCAUCCUAAAAGUUGUAUUCGUUGUAAUCAAGAAAUGAAGUCAUCUCUUGCUGACCCUUUUAGGCUACAAUAAACUACCAGUUAAAAUUUUAAAAUUGAACUAAAAGUCCUUUUAUAAUGUGAGGUAUUCAUUCACAAGAGGCCUUUUGGGCUUCAGCAAUCAUGAGUCUAGAAAAAGGGGAAGGUGCUCCUGGGGAGAACACCAGGCCGCCACGCCCCCAGGGCUCACGUUCUCUGGAUUAGGGGUGUAUGCUUCUGAAGUUGCCACUGUAAUGAUUGGAAUGAGACCAAGUGCAUGGGAGCCUGACGGAGGGAGGAGCGGGACGGUGUGAAAACCACCUGCUGUUCCGGACCAAACUUUGUGAUUUAGCUCCUCCUUCUCUCUUGCCUUCCUCACCUUUCCUCACCUGCUAGAACAUCUGUUUGCAGAGAUCACGUUCACCUCCCCAACCCAAGUGGGUAGAACAUAGUAGGAACGAAACACACAAAAAACAUGAAGGUAUCAAGACACAAGUUCUUUUCAAACAUCUGCAGUGUCACCCGUACCUUGUCCGAGAACCAUCCAAGAGAGGCAUGGACUCAGUGGCACACGACUUAAGCCCAAGGGUUCCAGCAUCCGGGCAUUGCGUUCCUUGAUUUUCCUCUCGGCACAAGUGUAGCCCUCACGUGCUCAGAAUUUUUGGUGGGGAAACCCCAGAGGAGGACCUUCCUAUGACCAGAAAGUGUGUUAGCUUUAUCAGAAGAGAAGAGAGGCUCUUUUUUCAAAAAUGCUCACUGAGGGCCAAACCAUACACUUAGUCUUUGAUAUUUUAAUUCAUCUUCGGUUCCUUAAAAAUAACUACAAAUGAAGGAUAAAACAUAUAUUAUUUACAAUGGUUUUUUCCCUAGUUUUGUACAAUCUCGCCCUACAGUGCAAGCCCCUUUUAAAAUCCAAUGUCAGGGUUUUGAGUAGUAUAUUAGUUGUGGAUGAACAGCUGUAGGACUGUUUUAAACUGCUCAAAUGUAGUCAUUAUUUCUCCAUGUUGCCUGUCUGUUCAGCGUUGUUCACUGCCCUCACUUUUCCAAGACCAUGUGAGUCACGCCACUGCCCUGAACCUCUUGUCCUCUGGCGCUUGGUUCUGCAGCAAGCCCGAUUCCCAAGCAAAUUGUAAGCACCUGUUUAGGAGAGAGAAGGGUUUUACCUUUCAAAAGGUGAAAUUUGAAAUGUACACUAAAAAGACAACUUUACAUUUAAUGCUUCACUUAAGGAGACAUUCAUGUUUUUAAUAAGUAUGUUUUUCUGGUAGUUACAAAACACUAAUCUUAUUUUUACUCUGAUUUUUAAUGUUUCUUAAAUAUUUAUAAUACAUCUUAUUAAAAUAUUUUCAUGAAAUUAUGUUUAUUAUACAGUUACGUGCACAUUUUCAGUAGCAGGCAUAGAUUAUUCAGUACUAAAACAUGUUCUUUUACCUAAUAGAAAACAAAUUUGUUUUGUUAUAUAAUUUGUUAAGAUGGUUGUAGAGAUAAGGAAUGGACUUGAGGUCCCAAGAGAUUUCAUUUUAUUUUUGCCAGCCAGAGAGCAAAGGCCGUGAGGAUAACUCACGUAACUUCCUGAACAGGUAUAUGGCCUGUUCGAGACAAAGUAAAAUCAAAUCUUUUGAUCCUGGCCCCAGGGAGGGAUGGGGAAGGGAUGAAUUGUAGCUAAAUGUUGGUUUACUUAUAACUUAGACAUCUAUGUGAGAAAAUAUAAUAUAUGUAUACAUAUAUAUAAUAUGCAGAAGUCACUUUUAUUUAUCAGGCUUUAUGCUACUUAUGAAGCCACAGUUUAACUGUUCUGCAGUAGCUGGUUUGUAGUAAUGAUGAACAGAUGCCCAGAGUGUGUUAUUUUUUUCCUACUGCCACGAUAGUGACACACUUAGUCACACCUACACAUGCACCUUCUUGGCUUCAUGUCUAUGAAGCCAUUUAAAUACAUUCACUAUACCUUGUCUUCAAUGCUGCUUCUCCUAACAGCAAUAUUUUUUUCAUUCUUAUAUUGUUAGUUCAUCAUAAAUCUGUCCCGUUGAGCCCUCAGGAUCAUGGCAAGGUAUGCUAGACAAAAUUUCAUGACUCCAAAGAAUUUCACAGAAACACAUUAUUUUUCCUAGAGAGAAAACACUUUAUAUACCAAGUGAUUCCCAAGUUAUAGGUUGUAACUACAUUUUUUCUAAAAAGAAUCAGCUUUCUACAUUUCCUUACCUUAUUAAAAUAAAAAGUGCCAUACUCAUUUUUUAAAGGAAAGACCUGCUUUGCUUUCUCUUUGUUUGGAGUAUUUUUGUACUUAUUUUAAACCACCAGAAAAAAAUCAUACCAAUGAUUUAGUAAUUUUGAGGCAUAGUUUAGUUUAGGUAAUGGAGGACGUGCCCAACUUUCUCUUCAGAUAUCUUCUUCCCAGCUGAUGUACUAAUGCAGUAGUGUCAUCUGAAUGAUUACACAAAUUUUGAUUUAAGAUCUAAAUAGGCCCAAGAAGUGAAUUAUACCACAUGUCAGUUCUUUCUCAAUAACAUAAAUAUAAUACAGAGUAUGUUAUGAAUUGUAUUGAUUUCUUUUAUGAUAUAUCUGUUACUAGGAAAAAGUACAUUGAAUCAAAUAGAAUUACAUGUAUAUUAAAAUUGAGUGCUUAUCUAAAGUGGGUGGCCUAGAUUGUUUUCUAGCCAAUCCUGCGUCCCUGUGUCCCUGUGUCGUGUAACUUUGGACAAGGCACUUCCUCUCCCUGGGGCUCCAUUUUGCUGUCUGUAAAACAAGGGGCUCGAAGUAGGUGGUAGCUGCAAUCCCCUCCUGCCCUUGUAGUUCUCCGUCCAGUGGCUACCCCUCUACUCAUCUGCCAACCUGUUGGUGCUAUACGCUGCUUCAGAUAUCAAAUUAGUUCGUCUAUCAUAUAUGCUCGUUGAAUAGCUUCUGAAAGGCCUUUUUGUCAUGCAGCUUUUUUUCUAGUUUUAUGGACUUGAUUAUUGUAAUAAUGUCUUGUUUUUAGCCAUGUAACUAAAAACAUAUAUCCUCUUGAUGUCUCAGUAAAUUUGAUAUAUAGUUGAUGUAAUUUUGUUAUUUUAAAACACUCUUUGGCUAGUCAUCUGUCCAGCCUCUUAUUAACCUAAAAACUGUGAUCAUUGUUUGGAAAUCUGUCCUAUGAAAAGAAUAAAAGCAUUUAUUUCACAGCUAACAUGUUCACAGAUUUGGAAGAAGUUUCAUUAAAGCACCAUUGCUCUCUUUA